Rhododendron vialii is the source of this 2539-nucleotide messenger RNA. Its product is annotated as probable LRR receptor-like serine/threonine-protein kinase At3g47570. The record is from RefSeq and is a predicted model, not a curated record. Gene Ontology annotation, molecular function: protein binding; protein kinase activity; ATP binding. Gene Ontology annotation, biological process: protein phosphorylation. The transcript is spliced from 2 exons. NCBI's taxonomy places the organism in Eukaryota, Viridiplantae, Streptophyta, Magnoliopsida, Ericales, Ericaceae. The coding region runs from base 87 to 2318 and encodes 743 amino acids.
UUAGACUCCCCAACCUGAUACUUUUUAGCAUUGCGGAUAACCAAUUUUGGGGACCCAUUCCAGCUUCUCUUUCUAACGCAUCUAGAAUGGAAAACCUUGAGCUAUCAGAUAACAAUUUUUCGGGGGGAGUUCCUUUUGACCUGGGGAGAAAGAUGAAGAAUCUUUUCGUUCUAAAUCUAGGUAAAAACAAUUUAGGUUCUGGGGAUGCUAGUGACUUGACCUUCAUCGAUUCAUUAACAAACUGUAGCAAGCUACAAAUAUUUGGUUUCUAUGAAAAUGGUUUUGGUGGUGUUUUACCCACUUCCAUAGCCAAUCUCUCGAGUCACCUCAAUUUUUUAGGAGCAGGAAGGAACCAGCUGGUUGGAACCAUCCCCGUGGGAAUUUCAAACUUCGUCAACUUAGAUACUUUGGGUUUGGAAGAAAACCAUUUUUCAGGGGUCAUUCCCUUUGAAAUAGGGAAGCUUAGAAACCUCGAACUAGUAUCUUUCAGUACAAACAAAUUGUCCGGUCCGAUCCCAGAAAGCAUUGGAAAUCUCACUCGAAUAUUUGGGCUAGACCUUGGGGGGAACAACUUGAACGGAACCAUUCCUUCAAGUAUUGAAAACAUCCUGGGCUUGCAUACCUUGAAUCUCUCACAUAAUUUCUUAACGGGUCCCAUUCCCCAAACAGUAGGCCUUUUCUUCUCUCUCACUUUCAUGUACUUGUCUUAUAACUCUUUUAAGGGUGCCCUGCCACUCGAAAUCGGGAAAUUGAACAAUCUCCAAGAACUAGAUGUUGCGGAGAACAAGUUGUCUGGACAUAUUCCUAAUACUCUGGGAAAUUGCUUGAAAAUGGAAGGCCUUUUUCUAGAGGGUAACAUGUUUCAGGGUAGUAUUCCUCUCACUUUUAGCACCUUGAAAGGAAUAGAAAGUCUGGAUCUUUCGAGCAAUAACUUGUCCGGCCAAAUUCCUGAAGAUCUAGCUGCCCUCGUUCUUUUAAAGAAUCUAAACUUGUCAUUUAACAACUUGGUUGGUGAGGUGCCUUUGCAAGGUGUCUUUGGAAACUUGAGUACGAUUUCACUUGUUGGAAAUAAAGGGCUUUGUGGAGGCAUUGCAGAAAUGCAAUUACCUGCUUGCCCAAAGUCCAUAAAGAAGGGGAAUCGCCUUGGCUUCAAAAUUAUUGUUCCAAUUGCUUGCAUAAUCCCAUGUCUUUCACUGGUGCUACUUUUGGUUGCUUUUCUUAGGAAAAGAAAACAGAAAAACAAAUCUCUCACCCAACUAGUUAUGGGAGAUGAUUUCUUGAGGGUUUCAUAUGAUCAGCUCCUUAACGCCACUGGUGGAUUCUCUUCAUUAAACUUAAUUGGAGCUGGAAGUUUUGGCACCGUGUACAAAGGAAUUCUCCAUGAAGGGGCUAAACCAAUUGCAAUCAAGGUGCUCAAUCUUGAACGAAGAGGAGCUUCGAAGAGCUUCUUGGCUGAAUGUGAAGCUUUGAGGAAAACAAGGCACAAAAAUCUUCUUAAGAUCAUAACAGUUUGUUCAAGUACAAACCAUGCAGGUGAUGAUUUUAAAGCACUAGUUUUUGAGUACAUGCCCAAUGGAAGUUUAGAGAAGUGGUUGCAUUCAGGAGAGGAUACACCGCAACAAGAAUGGAUCUUAAGCCUUUCCCAAAGGUUAAAUAUAGCAAUCGACGUUGCAUGUGCCUUAGAAUACCUUCAUCACCGUUGUGAAACUCCAAUUGUUCACUGCGAUCUAAAGCCAAGCAAUGUUCUCAUUGAUGAAGACAUGAUUGCCCAUGUGGGAGAUUUUGGGCUGGCCAAGUUCCUCACCAUCAACAGUGGUAACAGUGAUGGCGGGCAAACAAAUUCACUUGCAAUCAAAGGUUCUAUAGGCUAUGUUGCGCCAGAAUAUGGAAUUGGAGGAAGGACAUCUACAGAAGGUGAUGUUUACAGUUAUGGGAUUUUGAUAUUGGAAAUGCUGACAGGAAAAAGACCGACAGAUGAAUUGUUUACAAUCAGACAAAGCCUUCAUGAAUUUUGCAAGGAGGCAUUGCCAGAGAGAGUGAUGGAGAUUGUUGAUUCGCGCAUGCUAUUAGUAGAACCUAUUGAAGCUGAAAAUGAUGCUCAGAAAGAAAGAGUCAGACGAGACAAAAUAAGAGAAUGCUCAGUUUCCCUUGUGAGGAUUGGCAUUGCAUGUUCUGCGGAAUCACCUAGCGAAAGGAUGAACAUCAAGGACGUGAUCAUCGGAUUAAUGAAAAUAAAGGAAGUAUUUCUUGGAGUAGGUAUCCAUGGCAGGAGACAAAUGAGGAUGCGACUCACCGGCGAAGGAACGUCUCGAGAAUAGCUACUAAGAGUGCCACUAGAGGUAUGGACUCAGCGGAGGAUGCUUGGAAGGUUUGAAGCACAAUCACUUUGUUAGAAAGGCCAAAAGCCAAAUAUGCAGGCCGGUUUGUUAAUCAUGUAAGUAAAGAAGAAUAAAAGAGAAGGUGAAAGUUCUUUCCCAUGUAUAGUUUUGAGUUUUCAAGUAGUCAUAGUUGUGCAUAUUUAAUUCCGUAUACAUGUAAG